UUCUUUCUCCCCAAUUAUCCUUUUAUCCUUCUUCUUCCUCCUCCUCCUCUCAUCUUUCCCAAAUUUCCUCUCCUCUCUUCCCAAACCCUAACCCUAAACCUCUAAUCUCCUAACUCUACUCCUCCCAAUUCCCUUUCCUUUCCCUUCUCCCCAUCUCCCUGUCUCUCUACCUCUUCUUCUUCUCUCGACGGGUUGCGGAAUCGCUCGGGACAUUACAAUUCUCUACAUCGACGGGUUGCGGAAUCGCUUGGAAUAUUACACUCAGUCGCCGUUAUCAGGUACCAAUCAAUAGAAGCAAUGCCGGGAGUAAUACAAAAGUUCUUCAUUGCAUCUAUGGUCAUGUGGAUGGCCCCAGUUGCAAUAUUAUACGGGUUUAAUAACAAGUUAUUUCCCGGUACGCGUCAGCUUUCCUCCGAAUCCCAGACACUAUUAAGCGGAUUCGUUGCUGUUAUAUCGGUCAACUUGGUCAUCAUAUUGUACAUUUAUAUGGCAAUGAAAGAGCCCGCGGCUCAUGAGCAUCAGCCCGAUCCAUCCUUUUUAGCUGAAGCGAAAGCCAGUAUCAGCAAAAAUACAACCCAAUCCAGAGAAAAAGAGGAGUAAGAAUUAAUGUAAGUUAAAUGUGAAUUUAUCUCUAAUUAGAUGUUUUAUAUCCUUUUUACGUUCCACUAGUACUCUAAAAAGUUUUGUGACGGUAUAAUGAUCAGUGUGCAAUUGCUUGUUUUAAUUUUGAUUACAUAAAAACAAGUGUAUUAUCUUGUGUCUUGAUGGUGUGAAAGUUGGUGAUAGCAGUCAAGUUAGUGUAUGAACUCCCCAAUGCAGCAAUUUGUGCAGUUACUACAACUGCAAAUAACUAGAUAUUGGAACAAAGAUCAUGUUCAAACAACAUAUCAAGUUUAGUUGAAUGAUCUAUGAAAUAGCAUAAGUGGGUACUGUUUUCACUUCCAUUUGUCUUGUGAUAUUAUAACUCUCCAUUUCUUGAUUUAUUAUUAAUAAAUUAUUUACUUGCUUCGUACUUUCA
This is a messenger RNA of Ananas comosus (pineapple), 1018 nucleotides long. RefSeq lists its product as uncharacterized. NCBI's taxonomy places the organism in Eukaryota, Viridiplantae, Streptophyta, Magnoliopsida, Poales, Bromeliaceae. The transcript is spliced from 3 exons. Gene Ontology annotation, cellular component: endoplasmic reticulum membrane. Gene Ontology annotation, biological process: vacuolar proton-transporting V-type ATPase complex assembly. The coding region runs from base 298 to 600 and encodes 100 amino acids. The record is from RefSeq and is a predicted model, not a curated record.